Mustela erminea (ermine) is the source of this 2411-nucleotide messenger RNA. It is a transcript of the gene TFEC, whose product is annotated as transcription factor EC. The transcript is spliced from 10 exons. Gene Ontology annotation, cellular component: nucleus. Gene Ontology annotation, molecular function: protein dimerization activity; DNA-binding transcription factor activity, RNA polymerase II-specific; RNA polymerase II cis-regulatory region sequence-specific DNA binding. The coding region runs from base 195 to 1508 and encodes 437 amino acids. Lineage: Eukaryota; Metazoa; Chordata; Mammalia; Carnivora; Mustelidae. The record is from RefSeq and is a predicted model, not a curated record. Gene Ontology annotation, biological process: regulation of transcription by RNA polymerase II.
AGAAAUCGGAGUACACAGAGCUGUAAUGCUUACAGUACAUAAAAAGCAAAUGGAGAGAUUGACUCUUAAAGAUUAUGCUCCUGAGCCAUUACCAAAGAUUCAUAUCAAUGAUAUUGUUCUUUAGAAGAAAAUCAGAAAAACAAAGAGCUCCCUUUUUUCAAAUCCAUUAUUAGUGAGAAGAAAAGAAGACAAAUAUGUUACAAGCUCUAACCGGACUCCAGUUUCAAAAGGAAGAACAAUUAGGAGAAAAGGAGAGGAGACUUCAUCUCAGCCAGGAAGCCAGGGCCCAGCAUACACAGUUCCACAUGCAAUUUUCAUACAAACCAAUGUUUCAGAGACUUUUCCCAGUAAGACCAGAAAUUUCUUCAAGUCAAUUAUCAUCCUUUUCUAAGGUCUCAGCACAUCUGGAAAAUCCUGCAAAAUCCCAGCUACAGAGAGUCCAGAGACAACAAGUAAAACCCUUUAUGACCCUUGACUACCAGCUUGUCAACCAGACUCCUAAACGGUCACACCCUCCAGCUUCAAGCAGUGCGCUUCUGGUGCAGCAAGGACACCUAUCUCCCGAGAGUGACACUGGCUUUACUGGAAAUCCACUCAGCAAGUUACUAACUCUUGGGAAAGAAGAUGACAAUGUGGAAUGGCAUAUGGAAGACGUAAUUGAGGAUAUAAUCGGUAUGGAGUCAAGUUUUAAAGAGGAAGGAACAGACUCUCCUCUGCUAAUGCAAAGAACAUUGUCUGGAAAUAUUUUGGACGUGUAUAGUGGUGAGCAGGGAAUUUCACCAGUUAAUAUGGGCCUUACAAGUGCUUCCUGUCCAAGUAGUCUGCCAAUGAAAAGAGAAAUUACAGAAACUGAUACACGAGCUUUGGCAAAAGAGAGACAAAAAAAGGACAACCACAACCUCAUUGAAAGAAGAAGAAGGUAUAAUAUUAAUUACCGAAUCAAGGAGCUUGGCACUCUUAUUCCAAAGUCUAAUGAUCCUGAUAUGCGCUGGAACAAAGGAACCAUUCUAAAAGCAUCAGUGGAGUACAUCAAGUGGCUACAAAAAGAACAACAGAGAGCUCGAGAAUUAGAACACAGACAGAAGAAAUUAGAGCAGGCUAACAGGAGGCUUCUACUCCGGAUUCAGGAACUAGAAAUACAGGCUCGUGCUCAUGGUCUGCCAGCCCUGGCUUCACUUGGUGCAGUGGAUUUAGGUGCUCAUGUCACCAAACAACAGACCCAUCUUGAGCAGAACUCAGUAGACUAUUGCCAACAACUGACUUUGUCUCAAGGGACCAGUCCUGAGCUCUGUGAUCAAGCCAUGGCCUUCUCUGAUCCUUUGUCACAUUUCACAGAUUUAUCCUUUAGUGCCGCUUUGAAAGAGGAGCAAAGAUUGAAUGACAUGCUACUAGAUGACACAAUAUCUCCAUUUGGAACAGAUCCUCUGCUAUCUGCCAUUUCCCCUGCAGUUUCCAAAGAAAGCAGUAGGAGAAGUAGUUUUAGCUCAGAUGAUGGGAAUGAAUUAUAAAAAAGCAAACAGGCUCAAUUCAUCAACUGGGAAACAAUUCUACGCUGGUGCUAUGCAAGUAUGUUCUGUUUCAUAUAUUGCUUUGGCUUAGUUUUCUCAAAAGGAAUAGACUGUUCACGAAAAACUAGAGACGGCAGAAGAAACAUGGUGUUGAAUAAUUAUUGAGGACAAUUAAGGAUUUUUUCUUCUUUGACUAAAUUGUGUUUUCCUGAAAAGAGGUACAGAAUAAGAAAUAACUCCCUACUAAUGUUGUCAGAGUGGAGAUGUGGUGAUGUAUCACUGGAGCCAACAGACUGCAAGGAGAAAACCUACUGAAAUACGCAAACCAUUUUUCACUUAUUCACUUCCAACUCUUCUAUUCAAGUCUUAUGUUAGUCAUCAGGUAUCAAGAUCAACAGCUCUGAUGGUUCAUUGACUUUCUCCACUGUCUGGGGGGACAUGUUGUUGAAAGUUCAAACUUGCCAGAGGAAAUAGUUAAAAGAUACAGAAUCUGUCAUAUUUUAAUUGAAAAGUGAAUAUUUAGUAAACAUUUGAAUUUUCCACAAUAAAAUACCAAAAAUUUAUGAGAGCUUUGCUUCUUAAAAUGAGGCCCUAAUUCCUCUUGUCAGUUCAAAUACACUAAUUCUGAGAGUGUCUUCUGCAUAUUUAUGGAAACAUGCGAUGUUCAAAAAAAGAACAUGUUGAAUAAUUUCCUCAAGAAUAUGAGCUGAAAUUUUACUCCUUCCCACAAACAUACACUUACACACAGACACACAGACACACACGUAGGUAGUACAUGUCUUUUUUAUUUUCCUUCACUUUCAUGGUUUUUCUAAUCAGGAUCAGAAAUUGUAUUCCAAAUAUUCUUUACUUCAUCCAAAAGAGAUACUGGAUAAUCAGUUUCAAUAAUUAGAAUACCCCCCC